Vanrija pseudolonga is the source of this 1875-nucleotide messenger RNA. Its product is annotated as Phosphate-repressible phosphate permease pho-4. Gene Ontology annotation, biological process: phosphate ion transmembrane transport. NCBI's taxonomy places the organism in Eukaryota, Fungi, Basidiomycota, Tremellomycetes, Trichosporonales, Trichosporonaceae. The record is from RefSeq and is a predicted model, not a curated record. Gene Ontology annotation, cellular component: membrane. The transcript has 2 exons. The coding region runs from base 1 to 1875 and encodes 624 amino acids.
AUGGUGCUCCACCAGUACACUUAUGUGCUCGUCAUCGGCACCUUCUUUGCCGUCCUUGACGCUUUCAACAACGGUGCCAACGAUGUCGCAAACGCUUGGGCUACUUCGGUCUCGUCCCGUUCGGUCUCGUACCGCCAGGCCAUGGUCCUCGGCACCAUCUUUGAGAUGCUUGGUGCCAUCACUGUCGGUGCCCGUACCGCCGACACCAUCAAGAACGGUAUCAUCCCCAACUCGGCCUUCCGUGGUGAGGCUCCCGUCCAGAUGCUCGCCUUCACUGUCGCCCUCGCCGCCGCCUCGUCCUGGGUCAUGUGGUGCACCAACCACUCGGCCCACGUCUCGUCGACCUACUCGCUCAUCUCGGCUGUUGCCGGCGUCGGAGUUGCCACUGUCGGUGCCUCCAAGGUUCAGUGGGGCUGGAACAACGGCAAGGGUCUCGGUGCCAUCUUUGCCGGUCUCGGCAUGGCCCCCACCAUUGCUGCCUGCUUUGGUGCCAUCAUCUUCUCCCUGAUCAAGUUUGUCGUCCACGUCCGCAAGGACCCCGUCAAGUGGGCCGUCUUCACCUCGCCCUUCUGGUUCCUCGUCGCCGGCACCAUCUGCACCCUCUCGAUCGUCUACAAGGGCUCGCCCAACCUUGGCCUCAACAAGAAGCCCAAGUGGUACAUCAUCUCGGUCACCCUCGGCUGUGGCUUUGGUCUUGCCCUCGUCUCGGCCCUCGUCUUUGUUCCCUACCUCUACUGCCUCGUCAUCAAGAAGGACCAGUCGCUCCGCUGGUACCACAUGUUCCAGGGCCCUCUCCUCUUCUCCCGCAAGCCCGUCACCUCGGAGGACGGCCAGAACCACAACGUCCGCGACUAUGCCGUUGUCCAGCACGACGACGACCUCACUCUUGAGGACGAUGAGAAGACUGCCUACGGCUCGCCCGACGCCAAGAAUGCCAACUUUGCUUCGCCCGAUGUCCUCAAGUCGCUCCCCCCUCCCGCUCUUUCGGCUCCUGGCACUCCCCUCGAGGCCAACACUGCCGUCGCUUACAACGGCCAGGCCGAGGCUCAGACCAAGACCUACAAGGAGAUCAUGGCCGAGAACCAGGCCAAGUUCCACGCCAAGCUCCGCAAGGGCAAGGGCCCUCUUGGCUGGGCCAUGCGCGUCCUCCACAACAACCCCCUCCAGCCCGGUGAGGUUUACGAGUGGAAGAACAUCAAGAUCAUUGCCAAGCGCAUCCCUGCCAUGAUCUGCGUCGGUCUCUUCUACGGUCUCAACUACGACAUCCACGCCGCCCAGUCGGGUGUCGACGGCACUCCCGAGGGUGACCGCAUGAAGCGCGUCUACUCGCACGCCCCCAAGUACUCGAACGAGGUCGAGCACUCGUACUCGUUUGUCCAGGUUCUCACCGCUUGCACUGCCUCGUUCGCCCACGGUGCCAACGACAUUGGUAACGCCGCCGGUCCUUGGGCUGUCAUCUACACCACCUGGAAGACUGGCAGCGCCGCCGCCGCCAAGGCCCCCGUCCCCGUCUGGCAGCUCGUCUGGCUCUCGGCCACCAUCUCGGUCGGUCUCAUCACCUACGGCUACAACAUCAUGAAGGUCAUGGGCAACAAGAUCACCUACCACUCUCCUUCGCGUGGUUGCUCCAUGGAGAUGGGUGCCGCUCUUACCGUCCUCAUCUUCUCGCAGUACUCGCUUCCCGUCUCGACCUCGAUGUGCAUCACUGGUGCUACUGUCGGUGUCGGUCUUUGCAACGGUACUCUCAAGGCUGUCAACUUCCAGCGUGUUGGUCUCCUUGUCUUCUCUUGGAUCAUGACCAUCCCCGUCGCCGGUACCCUCGCCGGUGUCAUCAUGGGCAUCAUCCUCAACGCUCCCCACUUCAAGGGCACUUAG